AUGUAUAUCAACGGUGGCGGCUUCGUCGCGCUGGCCGCUUCUGCCGGACACGUGCUCCUCUUGGUACACCGAGCCGCAGCCAAAGACGCACUUCCCGACCUCACCUGCCCCCAGCUCCAACAGUUUAUCUGCCUGGUGGGCAUGACCAAAGAGAUCUGCGAGGUUCGAAAUUGGGAACUGGCGAACAAGUCUGAGCACUUUGCCUACAUGAAACAGUGUGCGCCGGGGUCCUCGCCGGGCGAUCCAGGCGCCUCGGAGUUGGAGUGCUCUGCCCUUGAACAUUUCACAUGCAGCUUCUGGAUGCAGAGGGAUUAUUGCCACUUGCUUCAGCGCGAGGAUGAGGGCUGCCAAAAUACUCGACGGCCCGCCGACGAAUACAUGCGGAAAUGCCAUCCCUCGAGCGCCAAAGGACUCGCCACCCACUGUGAGCGGGUGGCCACGCAGGCGGACUGGUGUGAAAAGACAUUCCGCGCCUGGGUGAGCCAGCAUGACCUCGGCUCGUUUUGCCGCGACGGGGACUGUACCCAGUGGUGGAAGCGGAUGGACCUGGGCCACUGGGUGCGAGACGCAAAGCUCCCGCGCCACUGGGACGAAGAGCCGCAGACCAAGGAGGGCCGCGAGGAUCUGAACAGGCGGCGGGAACGCGCGUUUGCCAUGACGGCGAGGGAGUGGCGCGUAAUGUUUAUGAACCAGGCUGACCCAAAGCGAGAUCUCAGCCUGAUGAGCACCCCGGACUGGAUGCGGCGCAUGGCGCUCACGCUAGAAGAAGACGUCGAAGCCGGCAAGAAGCUCGACGACUCGCCGGCGCAGUACGCAUACGCUGCCAAGCCGACGAGCGAGAGCGGCGCCGACAGCUGGCCCAAGCUGGAGAAGGCAGCGGCGGACGCGUGGCGGAACCGGCUGCUCAAGCUCGAGGAGCUGGCCGUGUACCGGCCGCCGAGCGAGGACUACUCGGGGCUCAACUGGCACGAUCCGGUGUGGGAGGCAUGGAAAUCGACGGCGCUAAACAUGACGCGGGCGUAA
Molecule: messenger RNA, 1023 nt
Organism: Hirsutella rhossiliensis
Lineage: Eukaryota; Fungi; Ascomycota; Sordariomycetes; Hypocreales; Ophiocordycipitaceae
Exons: 5
Coding region: 1-1023 (340 amino acids)
Source: RefSeq, a predicted model, not a curated record